This is a messenger RNA of Pungitius pungitius (ninespine stickleback), 2832 nucleotides long. RefSeq names its product oxysterol-binding protein-related protein 10-like. The transcript has 12 exons. Gene Ontology annotation, cellular component: intracellular membrane-bounded organelle; cytosol; membrane. Bases 467 to 2761 code for a protein of 764 amino acids. The record is from RefSeq and is a predicted model, not a curated record. Gene Ontology annotation, molecular function: cholesterol binding. Lineage: Eukaryota; Metazoa; Chordata; Actinopteri; Perciformes; Gasterosteidae.
CACACAGUUUAGGAGCUCGCAGCCUGUGAUGCUCUCUGUGCUUUUACUGCAUUACCGAUUCCCUUGUCGCCGGCUGCGAGGAGGGGAGUAUCCCGGGCAAGUGGGGGAGUGACCAACCCGGGAUUUCCAAACUGAAAAACGCAAUAACGUCAGAGAGAGGGUGAGAGGGAGAGAGGGAGAGAGGGAGAGAGAGAGAGAGAGAGAGAGAGAGAGAGCGCUCCGCAGUGAAACAGUCGGAGUAUCCCUCCAGUCUGUAAACAGAGUCCGAGCAGGAAAGCCCCAUUUGUGUCUCACUCUCUCUCAUCGCUGCAUCACUUUGCCAAAAGAAAACCCAUAAAAGCUGCAUCAAAGCGCUGACUUAAAAAUCUAAAUCGCUCCCUCUCUCUUUCUCUCUGUGCCUCUUUGCGCUUCUUGUUUUUGCGCUGAAAAGGCGACUGAGGGCAGGAAGCCCGGCGGCAGCAGCAGCAUGGAGCGGCCACCUCGGAGCCCCUGCAGGAGGCAGCAGCAGCGGCUGUCGGAGCCGUGCAGCUCCGCUGCGACGGUGCAGCGACCCGGGUCCGGGACCGUCGGGGGCGGCGGCGCGGGGUCGAGCCCCUCGCUUCACAAGCCAGCCCGUGGCAAGCGGCCCCUGGAGGGGGUCCUGAGGAAGUACACGAACCCGCUCCAGGGCUGGCAGAGCAGAUAUUUCGUACUGGAUCCAGAGGUUGGCCAGCUCCAAUAUCAUCUGAAUGAACUCAGUAAAGGCCAGCGACCUCCCAGAGGAUCUGUGCCUCUUCUUGGAGCAAUGGUGGUCUCCUGCGACGAGUAUCCCUACAUGUUCAUGAUUCGAUCCACUUCUGGGGACGCCUACAAACUAAGAGCGAGAGACGCCCAGGAGCAAGAGUUGUGGAUGACUCAGCUCCAGCUGUGUACCCGACGCCACUCCGAAAGCAGCGCCAAGGUGAUGAUCCAGGCCGACGAUCCGCAGAAGAGCCUGGUCAACUCCAUCGAGUCCCUACCCCCACGAGUCGGACCCCUAUCUUCUCUGGACGAGGACCUACUCAUUUUUAAAGCCACCUCUGCAGCAACUCUGAGUUGCCUGGGGGAGUGCCUCAGUAUGCUUCAGCACAAUGUUGUCCAGGCCCUCAACCAGAACCAGAACCAGAACCAAAACCACGCCCCCAGUGCGAGCCUCAGCCCCGGUUCGGCUGCUUUGAGCGAGACGCGCGGUCAGCGCUGCAGCUCCGGUGUGAACCAGGUGGAGCCCGGUGGCCUCAGGUCCAGCAGCCAAGGCUCCACCCACAGCUUCCGCGAGAGUCCCAAAGACGGCAGCAACAGUGGGACGCGAGCCGGCGUCCACAACCACGUCCAGAGCCAGAGUCCGGGCCGUGAACACGCAGAUAGUACCGCCGGAUGGUCCAGGUCUCUUGCUGUGAAGCAGGUGAAUAAUGGCGUCCAAACGCCUCUCUCCUCCUCUACCCGGCCUUCUUCCACACCAACACACAAGGACCCCUCUGAGGGACAGCAGCAGGGCCAAACCAGCACCCCAGAAACCCUGGACCCCUGCGACGAGGUCACAGACACGGAUGACAAUGAGGAGGAAGACCUGGGAGUUCUGGAUGACCAGAGGAGCAUCAUGCUUCACCUGCUGUCCCAGCUGAAACUUGGCAUGGACCUCACUCGUGUUGUGCUGCCUACUUUCAUCCUGGAGAAGCGCUCCCUGUUGGAGAUGUACGCCAACUUCAUGGCUCACCCAGACAUGUUCCUUUCCAUCACCUCCGGCUGCACGUCAGAGGAGCGCAUUGUCCGCUUCGUGGAGUACUACCUGACGGCCUUCCACGAGGGCCGGAAGGGCGCCGUGGCCAAGAAGCCCUACAACCCAAUCCUGGGUGAGAACUUCCACUGUUCCUGGUACGUGCCCCGGGACCGCGUUCGACCUCUCAGGACCGCCAACUUUACCGCGGCCAACUCGGCGCCCACGGCCGCCUGCACCCUCCCCGGGCCCCCCUCACAACAGAGGGGGGCCGACGCCAGCCGCAGGACAAACUCAGAUUGCUACUGCGUUCGCUUCGUGGCGGAGCAGGUGUCCCACCACCCACCUGUGUCGGGCUUCUACUGCGAGUGCAAGGAGAAGAGGAUGUGCGUCAACACUCAUGUCUGGACCAAGAGCAAGUUCCUGGGCAUGUCUGUCGGAGUGUCCAUGGUCGGAGAAGGUGUGCUGUAUUUGCUGGAGCACGAUGAGGAGUAUGUGUUCACUCUGCCCUGUGCCUACGCCCGCUCCAUCCUGACGGUGCCGUGGGUGGAGCUUGGGGGAAAGGUCACUAUCAACUGUGCCAAAAGUGGGUACUCUGCCACUGUCACUUUCCACACCAAACCCUUCUACGGAGGAAAAGUACACAGAGUAACAGCAGAGGUGAAGCACAACCAGACAGGCAGCGUGGUGUGCAAGGCCCAGGGGGAGUGGAACGGGGUCCUGGAGUUCACCUACAGCAACGGGGAAACCAAGACCAUUGAUACCUCCAAGCAGCCGAUCAUCAAGAAGAAGAUCCUUCCCCCAGAGAAGCAGGGCCAGUACGAGUCACGGCGUCUUUGGCAGCACGUCACAGCGUCCCUGAAGGCGGGAAAUAUGGACGCAGCCACAGAACACAAACACCGCCUGGAGGAGAGGCAGCGUAAGGAGGGCAAACAGAGAGCUGCCACCAAAACCCCCUGGAAACCCAAAUAUUUCAUUAAAGAGGGCGAAGGCUGGGUGUACCACAACCCUCUGUGGAAAGCUCACUGACCAGAGGCCUCUGAAGCAGCUGUCCAAUCCCAGCCGACAGGAGAGCGAUGGAGCCCGAGGGCUGGCCGACA